Messenger RNA from Fusarium subglutinans, 3819 nucleotides. RefSeq lists its product as uncharacterized. Bases 1 to 3819 code for a protein of 1272 amino acids. Lineage: Eukaryota; Fungi; Ascomycota; Sordariomycetes; Hypocreales; Nectriaceae. The transcript has 6 exons. The record is from RefSeq and is a predicted model, not a curated record.
AUGCGGUCUAUUACCUUGUCAUUGUUGUUCUGCUGGAGCUUCCUCUCUGCCGUUCAUGCGCAGGGCAAGAUGCCAGGCGCUCCAGUUCAUCCAGGCCAGCCAUCCAACUGUAUUGCCUGGCAUACUGUCACGCAAGGUGACGACUGCGAAACCGUCCCCAAGAAGUACUACAUCACCAAAGAAGAGUUCCUAGCUUGGAACCCAGCAGUCUCGAAAGAUUGCUUGACCAACUUCUGGCUUAAGUACGCCUACUGUGUCAGAAUCGAUGGCACUUCGGCUAUUUACACAUCUGCUGAAUCGACAGGCAAGAGCAAGACUGCUGCAACAACGAAGUCGAGCGACCCAACCUCUUCCACUUCCAGGCCUACAUCGACAAACUAUGUCUCAUCAACCACAAGCACCUCAAGCAAGCCAGCAUCGGGAGUCACCUCUGAAUCCGUCAUCACCACUUCAGUUAAUACGACAUACUCCGUUCGCAAUCCCGUUUCAACUUGGAACAUUACAACUCCCACCACGGAUGUCACUUGGCCUCCUAAAGCCACCCAGUCUGGACAGCCCAAGGACUGCAACAAGUGGCAUCUUGUCCGAGGACGGCAGGGCUGUCAAGAUGUUCUCAAUAUCCAUAGUUACUUCAUGAAAAAGGAAGAGUUCUUCAAAUGGAAUCCUGAAAUCCAUGAAGACUGCUCGGGUCUCUUUGUUGGCUACUGGUAUUGUGUCGGAGUCAAGUCCAAUGCUACAGGCAACCUCGAAUGGGAAACAUCAACACCACCAUUUACUCCUCCUUCUGAGCCAACCUCUUAUACGGCCACUAAGCUCACGCCCGCCAAUUCUGACUUUAUGCCAACUCCAUCUCAUGGUACUAUGCCAACAGACUGCAUCCAUUAUCACCAAGCAGAGGCCAAUGAGAGCUGCCGGGACAUUCUGAAGACGUACAGCUACUUAUCCAACGAUCAAUUCUUCAAAUACAAUCCAGUGUUGAAGAACAACUGUGACGGUCUUUGGAAAGAUAACUGGUACUGUGUUGGUGUCAAGAGUGAGCUGCUCAUGCCCCCAACGGUUACUACAACCCCCAAUGAUAUUCCCAGUGGCAGUCCUAAGGACUGUAAAGCGUGGUACUACACUACCGGUGGGGAAACAUGUGAUCAGUUGGCCAAUAUGUUCGGGACAUUUAGUGCCGACGAGUUUAUCUCGAUGAACCCAGUAGUCUUUGACGACUGUAGCGACAUUGAAGAUAAUACCUGGUACUGCGUCGCUAACCCUGAUACCCCGACGACCAGAACCGCAGAUUUGACAACCCCUACGCGACCGGCAACGGCUAUGCCAACUCAGUCAAAUAUCGCAUCUGACUGCAAGGAAUACUGGCUUGUUUCCCAGAAAGAUACUUGCAAGUCCAUUCGAAGAGCUAACGGUAUCUCACUUGAGAAGCUCCUUGCUUGGAAUCCAGCUUUGGGCAACGCCAAACGUCACAGUCGUCAACACAUCUCCCGAGACCCCGAAAUGCCACGACUUCCUGAGCCACGAGCAUACGCUUUGACUCCAUCCCCCUCGCGAGAGCAGAUUACAACAUUAGCAGAAACGGUUCCAUUCUUCAAAUUGCCUCUCGAACUCAGACGAAAGAUUUUGAUCCAUGCAUUUGGCAAUCGUGCAGUUCACAUGGACCUCGUUUUAACCCAUCCGUUGCGUGAGCCGAUUAACGAUGAACGAUCUGCUUACAGAUCCACGAAGCCUGCCGACAGGUUCCAUCACGACGCCAUGCACCUUUAUCCAUAUACAAAAGACAAUUUAGGUCUGGACAGAAGCCGGCCUAAGUACUGGCAGUGGAGAGGGUGUGUAUGUCAUCGCCUGCCACCCCCUCGGUUCAAGAUUACUGUGGAUUUUCAUACUAUCGUCAAACCUGCUGAUGAUAGAUGCUGCGAGGGCUGGGCAGCGUAUUGCGCCUUGUGGACUAAAAGGACGGAUAAACCUGAUUCCUGCUGGAUUGGGGUGAUGGGAUGGCUCUUGACCUGUCACCAAGCAUACACCGAAGGAACUGAGGUCCUUUAUGGCACAAACACCAUUCAUAUAGCAAGCAAGCCUCUUCUUACCAACUUGAGCAGACUAGUCCCUGGGCGAAGUUUAUCGCUGAUAUCCUCACUUGAGGUUGUAUUUCGGCUGGACACUGAGGAACAACAAGGAAAAGCAUUUCCAAACCUGCAACAAUUAGAGCGGGAUCUGCUCAUCCUAGAUACACACUUUCCCAGUCUCUUGCGCCUCCAUAUCGGUUUACGACUCGACCUUCCUAUUAUAGAAGACAACAGGACGAGUAUCAAGAGGAGACCUACACAUGUCUUUGAUAUGCUUCAAUCUAUAGACACGUUCGUCGAACGGCGGUGUGAACAGCCCCAGUUUGGUCAGCUUCGGGACCCUCUUCUGUUUUCCAUCCCGCAAUCUGCAUACGAAGACUUCCAGAACGAGGUCCGUCACAACAAUCAAUAUUAUGUUAGAAAGAGUGGUGUUCAAGUCUGGCGACCCUUGUCACCUGAAUCAUUGGUGUUGGACGACAAAGGUGAGAUAGCCAAUGCAAUAGCAAGUAAUGGCUACUGGAUUUGGGGAGACUAUGAAGAUAGUGCGCUCUCAGCCUGUCUCUCAUCUGCAUCCAACAUAAGCACAAAUAAUAUAUCUUGCGUACCCGAGACCAUGAAGCGACGAUUUAUGACGUGGUGCAUCGCGAAACGGGAGAAACACAAUGGCGUUCCUGAGCCUCCAACCCUCCCAACUCCACGACCGCAUAUUUUGACGCCGUCGCCUUCAAGUGAAGCCUUGCCCCAGUCGCAACAGACCGCGCCCUUUUUCCAGAUGCUCCCAUAUGAGAUCCGAAGGCAGGUCUUGAUUGAGGCAUUUGGUGAUCGAACAAUUCACAUGGACCUUACAUACAACCAUCCACCAAUGCAGGGUAACAAAAGGGCUCACGCCAUGAUUCAGGAAUGGAGGUUAGGCCUGGAUAAGAGCAGACCUAAGUCUUGGUACUGGAGAGGCUGCACAUGUCAUCACAAGCCUCCGCCUUGGCACCCGGCUAUCGCGACAGAGUCUUAUAGUGCGAGAGCCGUUGACAAGGACAGAUGCUGCAUAGGUCUUGCGCAGUGCUGUGACAUGUGGAGUAAGAACAGUAAAGAUCUCUAUGGGUGUUGGAUCGGCGUUAUGGGAUGGCUUCAAACGUGCAGACAGGCCUAUACUGAGGGCAUUAAUGUCCUGUACACAACAAACACUAUACAUAUCUCAAGCGCAACCCUUCUUGUCGACCUAACAGCAUAUAUCCUCCCGCAAAGAAUGUCAUCCAUAAGGUCCCUGGAAAUCAUUUGGUUCGUUGAAACAGAUGUCUGUAUAGGUAAGAACCUCCCACGCGAAAGGGACCUGAACGCAAUCCUCCGAAUUAUCGACAGAAACUUCCCUGACCUCAAGAGACUGAACCUGGCCUUGAAGCUCGGGCUGUCUAAAAACGUCGAAACGCAUGUCCAUUGGCUCUUUGACACCCUGGACAGUUUCUUCAUGCGCCGCGUUUCCAAUUGCAUGAGGGAGCCUUUCGCUGUUUCCAUCCCAUACGCUGUGUACGUCGAAUUGCGACGCGAGAUAGCUCGUGCACAAGGCCAUGAAGGACGUGUGUUUCACUGGCAGAUAUGGCGUUUCUUUGGCGGUGAGUAUAUUCUGCCGCAGAAGCCACGGGUUAGAGAGUCGCUUGAUACUACGACUGGGGCAAGAUGCAAUAAUGGGUAUUGGAUUUACCCUGGUCAAAUGAGUGUACCCACGGGGCAAGGUGGGCGCCAAACACUUGGUGGAGAUUAA